Molecule: messenger RNA, 2750 nt
Organism: Oryzias melastigma (Indian medaka)
Lineage: Eukaryota; Metazoa; Chordata; Actinopteri; Beloniformes; Adrianichthyidae
Product: SITS-binding protein
Exons: 10
Coding region: 242-2323 (693 amino acids)
Source: RefSeq, a predicted model, not a curated record
UUCCCUGCAGCGCUUUGCGCUCAGUCACGUCUCCAUUCAUCCUCCGGCGCGCAGGGAUCGGACCUUCUCGCGGCUUCGCGCUGCGCUCCGCUGCCGCACAGUUACGCACCGCGCGGACCAUGAGCAGACUGCUCCUCACUGCAGGAAACACCAUGACACCACGCAGCCGCAGAGCUCUUUGACGCGCCGACACUGCUGCGGUCUCUCCAGAGUUCGAUUUUUGGUUGAUCACUAAAACAACAUGCCCCCCGCCCGGAACAGGAACCCCAGCCCCAUUCCAGAGGUGACCUGGGACACGGGCUCCAAAGAGAUGAACGAGACCUGGAAAGGAGCUAUAGCCUGUCUGGGGGUCGCAGUCUUCUUCGUAAUGACCAUCGGGAUAAUUUACUGGCAGGUGGUGGACCAGCCCAACAAGAACUGGAUCCUCCGGGGGACCCUCAGCGGGCUGAUCUGGGAGAGGAGGACCCACUCGUUGGUCAUCCAGACUCUGGCGGAGGACAGGACCUUUGUGGAGAUAGAUGUGGGGAACGUCGGGAACCCCGACACCGAGGUUCCGUUCGUGAGGAAUCUGUGCUGGCUCAACAAAACCGAGUUCUGCUACACGUGGGACUCGGUGGCGGACGUGAAGAUCUCUCUGGAGCUAAGAGAGGACUCGGAGGCGGAGUGCUACAGCAUGGUGUGGGCGCCGGUGCACUGUCAUGUGGAGCUGAAGAGCUGCUUCUCCAUGGCCAACGUGUCGUGGUACGGGGGGGCCGGCGUCCGGGGUCAGACCUGGCCCAUCAACGAUCAGAACGUCACCAUGCAGCCCUUUGUGGUCAGCGAUCUGAGGAACACCCCCUCUGGCUUCGGCUCCGUGCUGGAACGCUACUUCCUGGGUUCCUCAGGCGUGGCGGUGCUGGUCCCCCCCGACAGCCCCCUGCAGCUGGGCCUAGACAGCCGGCAGCAGUUCUGCCUGCAGUCCCGGCCGGGUCUGGAGCGCCCCCUGCUGCAGUACAGCGUGUGCGUGGCCCCCCACCUCCGGGCCGCUCACCAGGAGGCUCAGCUGCAGCUGCUGCAGCGCAGCAGAGAGCUGCCCAGCAUGAAGGCGCUGAGGCUGCCCUUUUGGAAGCUGCUCACCAAUGUGGACUCAGGGCAGAAGGUGGAGAGGGAGCUGAGGACCUUCUCCAACCGUCUGAGGAGACACCACCUGGGGGAGGGGGUCAUCAGCCUCAACGAGCAUUCCACCACCCUCCUCUCUGAAAUGGACCACGACUUCCUCAGCAGCAGGAAAAGGGGGCCGUCCAAGAGACUGACCAGGGACCUCCCACUCGUGAAGCUUCUCAACAUUUCCAUAACCCUGUCCCCCUUCCUGGGGGUGGACAGCACACGGUUCUACUCCUCCCUGACUGAUGGUACCGAGGCGUACUGGCUUAGCCUGCCCUCCGCCCCCCAGGGGAAGCUGAUUCCCAUCAUGAGUCGGUGGCGAGGGAACUUCUGCGUGAAACUGAACCUCACCAACCCCGGAGCGGUGAGCUGGUUCCUGGACCGACUCGGGUCGCUGCAGACCCAUUUAGGGAUGGAGUACGUCACGCUUGAAGGGGGGGAGGGGAAUCUGUUCGAGGAGCAGGCCCUGCGGUCCCCGCCCGCUCUGGCAGGAGACAAGUACAUCGAACUCCUGGCUGACCUGGCCGCCAGGAUGGGAGAUUCCACCGUCAUGACCGCCGCCACACGGUCCAGCCACAAGCCGCUGUUUGUGAGGAUGACGCCACUGCAGUCCGACUGGAGCUCGCUGGGGCUGAAGGCGGUCAUUCCCUCGCUGCUUCACCACACUCUCCUGGGAUACAACUUCCUCAUUCCCGACGCCGUCGGAGGCUCUCUGUCUGGAGAACCGGUCACAGAUGAGGAACUGUUCAUCCGCUGGCUGGAGCUGGCAGCCUUUCUGCCAGUUAUCACCUUCAAAACCCCUCCCUGGGUGUGCGGAGAGGACCAGCUGCUAAACCUGACUCGGACCUACAUAUCGAAGCACCAGAAGGAUGUGGUCCCACUGAUUGAGAAGUAUGCAGACGAGUGGCAGAUGACAGGAAAUCCCAUCUACCGGCCGAUGUGGUGGCUCAGUCCCACUGAUCCCUUCACGUUCACCAUUGAUGACCAGUUCUUGAUUGGAGACGAGGUCCUGGUGGCCCCGGUGGUGGAGAAAGGGGCUGUGCAGAGGGAUAUUUAUUUACCUGACGGAGGGUUCCAGUGGCAGGACAGUCGGAGUGCACAGGUGUUUGACGGCGGGACGUUUCUGCAGGACUACCCUGUUCCUCUGGAGCACGUUGCUGUUUUCUUUCGGAGGAGCUGAGCCAACUGGCGGCAUCACCUUCCUUAUCCAGUUACUGUUUCAAUUACGUUACUUCUUUUAAAAAGGACUUAUGGUCUUGUCAACAUGCACUUUUCCACUAGAGACCAUUGAUCUGUGUCAAGCCCUGCCUUGAGGUGAUAUGUAAAAAAUGUUUACUUGCACUUUAUAGAUCAAAUUUGUUUUUGUUGCUUUAUUUUUUUGCAUUUUCCUCCUUUACAGAAACAAUGUGUUCAUCGGACUUACCUCUUUGUUGUUUUGGUUCUGGGCUUUUUUGUAUAGUUUCUAAAAAAAAAUGUGUGUUUACGUACAGCUUUUCUACAGUCUUUAACAUUUUAGUUGCUGCUACCCAGUGAUUGGGAGGAACAAAGACCUGUUGGCUAAAACAGUCUGAUUAACUCACAAAGACCAAAUGUUGAAAUGAAGAAAA